AUGUACAUUACUAAAAUGACCGAGGAGAGCGGUCCUGGCAUGAAAGUUAUAUUGAUGGACAAGGAAACUACAAGCAUUGUAAGCAUGGUUUACAGUCAAUCAGAAAUACUCCAAAAAGAAGUGUACUUGUUUGAAAGGAUAGAUAACCCAAGCAAAUAUGACAACUUGAAGCAUAUGAAGUGCAUUGUAUUUUUACGACCUACUUCAGAGAACAUUGCCCUAUUGUCCAGGGAGCUGAAAUGUCCUAAAUAUGGAGUAUAUUUUAUUUAUUUCAGUAAUGUUAUCUCAAAAGCCGAUAUUAAGACCCUUGCUGAAUGUGAUGAGCAGGAGGCUGUUAGAGAGGUGCAAGAAGUUUUUGCCGAUUACCUUGCAGUUGAUAGACAUCUGUUCUCUUUCAAUAUUGUUGGCUGUUUACAUGGUCGUUCGUGGAGCCAGCAGCACCUGCAGCGCGUGUCCCAAGGGCUCCUGGCGCUGCUGCUGUCGCUUAAGAAACGCGCCGUGGUCCGCUACGAGGCGUCGUCGGAGCCCUGCGGCCGGCUAGCCGAGCGGCUGCGCGACCUGCUACGCAGGGAGACCGUGCUCAUCGACAACACCAUACCGUUCAACGGGGACUCCCCUCAGCUACAGCUGCUCAUAAUAGACAGGAGGGACGAUCCUGUGACGCCUCUGCUCAAUCAGUGGACGUACCAGGCGAUGGUGCACGAGCUGCUGGGCAUCAACAACAACCGCGUGAGCCUGGCCCAUCUGCCCGACGUGCCCAAGGACUUCCGCGAGGUGGUGCUGGCGCCGGAGCAGGACGAGUUCUACGCGAAGAACCUGUAUUCCAACUUCGGCGAGAUCGGCCAGACCAUCAAGUCGCUGAUGGAGGAGUUCCAGAAGAAGGCGAAGAGCCACCAGAAGGUGGAGAGCAUCGCAGACAUGAAGAACUUCGUCGAGACCUAUCCGCUGUUCAAGAAAAUGUCGGGGACGGUGACGAAGCACGUGACGGUGGUCGGCGAGCUGUCGUCGAUGGUGGGCCGCCACAGCCUGCUCGAGGUGUCCGAGCUGGAGCAGGAGAUGGCCUGCCAGAGCGACCACGCCAAGCAUUUGCAGCGCGUGAAGGCGCUGGUGGGCAAGGAGGCGGUGCGCGAGUGGGACGCCGCGCGGCUGGUGGCGCUGUACGCGCUGCGCUACGAGAAGCAGGCGGGCGCCGCGGAAGCGCUGUCCUCGCUGGUGGGGGCGCUGCGGGCGCGGGGCGCCCCCGACGAGUGCGCGCGCGCGCCCCUGCUCGCGCUCGAGUGGGGCGGGGCGCACGCGCGCCGCGCCGACCUCUUCGGGCUGCAGGACGCCGUCAAGAUCACCAAGCGCCUCUUCAAGGGCCUGAACGGUGUGGAGAACAUAUACACCCAGCACACGCCGCUCCUGAAGGACACCAUUGAGGACCUGAUCAAGGGCAAGCUGCGGGAGAAUCUGUACCCUGCGAUGGGCGGCGACGAGAUAUCGUACGGGCGGCGGCCUCAAGACGUGAUAGUGUUCAUAGUAGGCGGUGUCACUUACGAGGAGGCGCUGUGCGUGCACCAAAUAAACCAGGCGAACCCCGGGGUCAGGGUGGUGCUUGGCGGCACCGCGAUCCACAACUCUGCCUCCUUCAUGGAGGAGAUCAAGUCCGCGAUGCAGGGCGUGCACAGGACCCAUACGAGGCACAUCAGAAACGUC
Molecule: messenger RNA, 1695 nt
Organism: Iphiclides podalirius (scarce swallowtail)
Lineage: Eukaryota; Metazoa; Arthropoda; Insecta; Lepidoptera; Papilionidae
Source: the annotation of a GenBank genome assembly